UGACAAGUCGCGCGGCUGAGUCCGCGAGAGCAAAGGAGACGCAUGAACUCGUCCGCCAACAGGAAGUGGAUGGCAGGAGAAGGGGAACGUCGAGAAGGUAGUUGAGUCGGUGGUGGCUACAUGUGGAUAUCCGCCGGUCGCGACGAGAAUUUUCGCAUCAGAAAGCAGACGUUAAUUUCCUCGCGUCGAAUCGCGGGAUCCGUGACGUAUCACGCCGUAAACGAGAGCGAUCCGCAGUUAGUCAUGCAGAUGGACCCGACGACGUUGCAGCUGAUCCAAAUCCUUGAGAAGACCGUCUCGUCGGAUAAGAAUGAGCUCUUGGCAGCACAGAAUUUCCUGCAGCAGGCGGCCGAAACCAAUCUCCAUGAAUUCGUGCAACGACUCAGCGCCGUGCUGGUCACAGUCGGCGCGAGCCCCGUCGCCCGCAUGGCAGCGGGUCUACAGCUCAAAAACCAACUUACCUCCAAGGAUCCUGACAUGAAGUUCCAGUACCAGCAACGCUGGCUUACUAUCCCUGUUGAAACAAGGGAAUAUAUCAAGAAAAAUAUUUUAGGAGCGUUGGGAACAGAAAAUAAUAGGCCAAGUUCCGCGGCACAAUGUGUCGCUUACGUUGCUGUUGCCGAGUUACGGGGGCAAUGGAGCGAAUUAAUUCCAUUGUUAGUCAAUAAUGUUGUCAACCCGUCCAGUACCGAGAUGAUGAAGGAGGCCACUCUAGAGACUAUUGGAUAUAUCUGCCAAGAAAUCGAAAGCGAAGUGCUAGUAUCACAAUCAAAUGAGAUUCUUACUGCUAUCAUUCAUGGUAUGAAGGGUUCCAGCACGUCGAAUCACGUUCGAUUAGCGGCUACAAGCGCCCUGUACAAUUCUUUGGAAUUCACCAAAGGAAAUUUUGAAAAGGAGACGGAACGAAAUUUCAUAAUGGAAGUUGUAUGUGAAGCUACUCAGUCCACCAAUACUCAAAUCAGAGUAGCUGCUUUACAAUGUCUUGUGAAAAUUAUGUCAUUGUAUUAUCAAUACAUGGAAGCAUACAUGGCUCCAGCGCUGUUUCCUAUAACUUUAGAAGCUAUGAAAUCCGAUGUUGAUGAAGUAGCACUUCAGGGAAUAGAAUUCUGGUCAAAUGUGUCCGAUGAGGAAGUUGACUUGUCAAUGGAAGAAGGAGAGGCAACGGAAGGGGGUCGUCUACCGCUGAAAGUUUCGCGACAUUAUGCUAAGGGAGCUUUACAAUACUUAGUUCCGGUAUUGAUGAAGAAAUUAACUAAACAAGAAGAAUUUGAUGAUGAAGACGAUUGGAAUCCUUCGAAGGCCGCUGGAGUUUGCUUAAUGUUGCUAUCCUCAUGUUGUGAAGAAGCUAUCGUUCCGUAUGUUCUUCCUUUUGUCAAGGACAAUAUUAAGAGUCCAGAUUGGAGGUAUAGGGACGCAGCUUUAAUGGCGUUUGGUUCGAUUCUCGGUGGUUUAGAACCUGCUACAUUAAAACCAUUAGUGGAGCAAGCUAUGCCAACUCUUAUCGAACUGAUGUAUGAUACCAGCGUAGUCGUUCGCGAUACUGCUGCGUGGACAUUUGGUCGCAUAUGUGAGAUGAUUCCAGAUGCCGCGAUCAACGAAACUUAUCUAAAACCAUUGCUGGAAUCUUUGGUAAACGGAUUGAAGGCGGAGCCGCGAGUUGCCGCUAAUGUAUGCUGGGCAUUUACGGGAUUGGCAGAGGCAAGCUACGAGUCCGCUGAGGCAAGCGAAGAUGGCAAUCAACCGGAAACGUAUUGCAUGUCACCAUAUUUCGAUUUUAUCAUUCAACGACUUUUAGAAACUACUGAUCGACCAGAUGGGGCACAGGCGAAUUUGAGAUCUGCUGCUUAUGAGGCUCUCAUGGAGAUGGUGAAGAAUUCACCGCGUGAUUGUUAUGUGACAGUACAAACUACAAUGGUAAUACUCGAACGAUUGCAACAGGUAUUGCAGAUGGAAUCGCACAUACAGAGCCAUUCGGAUCGCGCCCAAUACAACGAUUUGCAAUCGUUGCUUUGUGCGACUUUACAAUCCGUUUUACGUAAAGUCACCACAGAGGACGCUCCGCAGAUAUCUGACGUGAUAAUGACUGCUCUGCUCGCCAUGUUUAGCUCAAAUUCCUGCAAAUCGGGCGGUGUGCAGGAGGACGCGCUCAUGGCUGUCUCAACUUUGGUUGAAGUGUUGGGAGAGGGUUUCCUGAAAUAUAUGGAAGCUUUCAAGCCUUAUCUUUGUCUCGGUCUGAAGAAUUAUGCCGAGUAUCAGGUGUGCUGCGCAGCGGUCGGCCUCACUGGGGACAUCUGUCGUGCGCUUAAGAGCGAAAUGCUUCCUUACUGCGAUGAAAUUAUGACUCUGUUGUUGGAAAACCUCAGUAAUAACGCCGUUCAUCGUUCGGUCAAGCCGCAAAUCUUUUCAGCAUUCGGUGACAUUGCCAUGAGUAUUGGACCAGAGUUCAAGAAAUACCUAGACGUGGUAUUGCAGACAUUGGUGCAGGCAUCGCAGGCUAAUGUGGACAGGAGCGAUUACGAUAUGAUUGAUUAUUUGAACGAGUUGCGCGAGGGUGUGCUCGAAGCUUACACCGGUAUAGUCCAAGGAUUGCGUGGCGAUGGGAAUAAUUGUCCGGACGUCGCUAUUUCCCUUAUCGAGCCACACGUGCCGUUCAUCAUACAAUUUAUCACUUCGAUAGCACAAGACCGCGAGCAUUCCGAAGGCAAUGUAUCAGCUGCGGUAGGUCUACUGGGCGAUCUCGUCAUGGUAUUUGGAACUAAACUGUUGCCCAUGGUAGAAACCGAGCCGCUAAAUGACUUGCUGGCUAAGGGAAAGAAGUCACGUCUUCAUAAAACUAAACAACUGGCAAGCUGGGCUGCGAAAGAAAUUCGAAAGCUCAAAACUGCUGCCAAUGCAACGUCCAGUUGAUCACCCCACGGUUGUACUGUCGUGCAAUUUGAUUUGACUAGAAAGCUAUCAAACACAAUACAAAGACAACAAGAUUGGAUGGUGCGGAUGCGAGUUGAUGGAUGUGCGUGAGUUCCGAAGCGAUGAUGACGAGAUGGGGUGAUGAGUCUGCACGUGUCCCUAUCUGGCGACGGUAUUUUAUCGAUAUAAUAUAUCGAUGUCGAAUGCAGCCCAUAUGGAUCCGAGAGAAAGAGAGUUUAGCGAGAACGCGAGAGCGAAAGAAAGUGAGAAUGAGAGAGAGAAAGAAAGAUAGAGCGCAUGCUAAACGAAAGAGCGAAUAAGAAAAAGAAAAGAAAACCAAAAUACCUGUCUGCCGGAUUCCGACAAUGGAUGAUGAGGAUGUGCAAAUGGAUGUUGCCGAUGAAUGAAUUAAGGCCAAGUGAAAAGUCUAUGGAGAUUCUGAUUACAAGUAUGCCUGAUGUAAAGAAGUCUGCGGCAUUUACCCGUGUGAUUGAAAGAUUAAACCCCGAGAAGAGAGAAAGAGAGGACUACUUCAAUUAUCGUGGGUAGUGAGAGAAAUGAACGGAAGAAGAUACGAAAGAGCGCGACAGGAAUACCAUGCGAGGUUGGACGGAAAAUAUACAUAUAUAUGAGUGAAGGAGAGUGAAAGCGAGAGACUCAGGGAGAAUUUCCGAAAUAAAGUGAUAGCAUGAUAGAUACGAGAAAGAACGAAUGACAAAUGUAAUACAAUGUAUGAUGUAGCAAUGUGUAGCAAUGGGUAUGCGUGUAUGAGAGA
Pogonomyrmex barbatus (red harvester ant) is the source of this 3682-nucleotide messenger RNA. RefSeq names its product Importin subunit beta Fs(2)Ket (gene Fs(2)Ket). Gene Ontology annotation, molecular function: small GTPase binding. Lineage: Eukaryota; Metazoa; Arthropoda; Insecta; Hymenoptera; Formicidae. The record is from RefSeq and is a predicted model, not a curated record. Gene Ontology annotation, biological process: protein import into nucleus.